Messenger RNA from Salpingoeca rosetta, 1707 nucleotides. RefSeq lists its product as uncharacterized. The coding region runs from base 26 to 1594 and encodes 522 amino acids. Gene Ontology annotation, molecular function: RNA binding. The record is from RefSeq and is a predicted model, not a curated record. NCBI's taxonomy places the organism in Eukaryota, Choanoflagellata, Craspedida, Salpingoecidae. The transcript has 6 exons.
UUUAUUUGUGGUGUUGUGUGCUGACAUGGACGACGGCAACUGGGAAGCGGUGCCUGCACGGCACACCAAGAAGCAAAAGCGAAAGCAGAGGAGAAAGGAGCGGGCGAAGGCGACGCCUGAUGAAGACGUAAGGCAGGGAGAGCGCACAGAAGCAACCUGUGGGGAUGGAAAGUCUCCUGUGAGACGGAAAGGGGAGCAAAGCACGAGGCACAAACGAGAAGGAGGGAAGUCCAAGUCUCCCAACAGAAUCGAGGGGGCACCAGCGCCAGUGCAAGCGCGAGAGAAGGGAAGCAAGAAUAAGAAAACUGUAGGCAGCACGGAAACAGCCCAAGACAGCGCUCCUGUGGCGCACAAAGUCGUAGACAGCAGUGGACAGGCCACAAAGGCCACGGUCAGGGGCGGGAAAGGAAGUUUGGGUGCAUGCAAGCACGUCAAAGUGGUGGCAGCGGAGAUGCAGGCCUUGAAUGCGGUGUUGGCAGAGCUGGACGAGGAGGAAUCCCUGCUGUGCGGAACAAUGCAGCGCUUCUCCGCACUGCACGCGCACCAGCUCCACAUCCAAGAGGACCUCCAAGAAGACUUUGCACAGCUUCCAACCAUUUCCCAAGAAUUCGUGCGCAUCCCAAACAGGUGCAUGGGCGUGCUGUGCGGGAGGAACAUGCGAAAAGUGAAAGAGUUGUCGCAGGAGCACGACUGUCAGAUUGUGGUGCCACCGCGAGCAGAGGAUCCAGAGGGCGUGGCGCUGGUCACGCUCGUGGGAACGUCUGCGGCCACGCAGGCUUGCUCAACUGCCAUUGACAAAAUGGUGCAGAAGUACCUGUCACGCGAGCGCAGACGGCAGCGAAGGCAUGAGCAGCAGCAGAAGCAACAGGAGCAGCACGGCUCUGGGAGAGAAGGUGGGAGCGCCAACAGCGGUCAUCGGCAGCUGCCAAGCAGACGCGGUGCCAUCUAUCACUGCUUCAUCGACUAUUCCAACAUCAUGGCGGGCGCAAAGGCGGCGACGCUGGCAGCGCAAGCAGGCGGGCAUGAGGUGCGAGACGCUGACGUGCACAUUCGCAGCGACCACUUGCUUGAUCUCCUGACGAACAGCAGGCAAUGCGGGCAAUGUGAGCUCAUUGGCACACACAUUCCUCGCCUCGUCCAAGCAGAAGCAACGUCGCGUGGGUUUGUUGUGCGGAGCUUUGAUCGCCACACGUCAGAGGUCUUGGUGGAUGACAAGAUGCAUGCGCAGGUGUUGCAGUGCCUGUUGCAAGUGCGCCAUAGCAAGCACGGCCGCAGUACCAGCCCACAAGCUCGCUUCACCGCAAACGAAGAUGCGAUAUCUGUGCAUAGCGAGUUCUCUCAGGCCGAGGGCGCAAACCACGUGCUCACACUUGUGACCGGUGAUGGCAACGACAACUCUGGCAACAACAGCACAUCCUUCUUCAAGUGCGCCGUGCUUGCGCUGGAGGAAGGGUGGGGCGUGGAAGUCGUGAGCUGGCAGAGCAACCUCAGCGACAACUUUGUCACCUUGAAACACAAGUACCCCUCUCAGAUGCAACUUGUACACCUGGACGACUUUGCGGACUCGCUGCUUCGCCAUAAGAUGCAUAUUUAGGAGCAGUGGUCGCCACAGCUGCAGGUUCAGCACACGCACGCGCGCGUGUAAUUGAACUGUGUUUGCAUAUCGUGUGGAUCUGUGUGUGUGUGUGUGUGUGUGUGGAUCUCUCU